UGAAUAAGUCUCAAUCUAAUGUAUCAAAACUAGUAUUAUUUGUAUUAUUUUUUAGUGUAAAGACGGCCGUGAAAGAGCUUACUAUAAUAGCUACCAUUGUGCUAUUAACAUUUGUGAUUUUAUGGUAUCCUUGGCUAAGUUCAAUUGACUCAACUUUAAGAGUAUUUCACCGUCUCUUUCCUCUUGGACGUGGGGUAUUUGAAGACAAAGUCGGCAAUGUUUGGUGCACCCUUAAUAUCUUUUAUAAAUUAAGAAAAUCCAUUAGCAAUCACAAAAUGGCAUUCAUUUGUUUUGGAACCACAUUAUUAACAGCCGUACCUAUUAAUGUGCAUCUUUUUUUCCAGCGAAGUAAAUACACAUUCUUAUUAACUUUAUUCAACACGGCUUGUGUAUUUUUCUUGUUUUCAUUUCAAGUUCAUGAAAAGUCAGUUUUGCUUGUAGCCCUGCCCUCGUUUUGUUUAAUAUACUGGUGGCCAACGGAAAUGCUAUUUUUUCUUAAAGUUUCUGUUUUCAGUAUGAUUCCACUCUUAAGAAAAGAUAAUUUGUUAGUUCCAACAGCGGCUCUAAUGAUAAUUUUUCGUUUCGUUUUUAAAAGUUGGGCAUUUAAAACUGAUGACAUUACGAUAUCUAAAAGUUAUUUAAAAAUGAAAAUCGGACAAGUCUCGGAAAUUUUAAUGAUUGCCACUUCGCUAGCGUUUUUAUUAAUAGAACCACCCUCUAGGUUUCCGGACACUUGGCCAUUAAUAAUUUCUGUAAUAAGUUGUGGUUAUAUAUUGAUAUUUCUAAUUUGGGGGUAUACCAGACAGUUUAUGUAAAUCUCAUUAUUAAAAAACUUGAUGAAUCGA
Molecule: messenger RNA, 845 nt
Organism: Drosophila navojoa
Lineage: Eukaryota; Metazoa; Arthropoda; Insecta; Diptera; Drosophilidae
Gene: gny
Product: ALG6 alpha-1,3-glucosyltransferase garnysstan
Biological process (GO): dolichol-linked oligosaccharide biosynthetic process; protein N-linked glycosylation
Cellular component (GO): endoplasmic reticulum membrane
Molecular function (GO): dolichyl pyrophosphate Man9GlcNAc2 alpha-1,3-glucosyltransferase activity
Source: RefSeq, a predicted model, not a curated record